GUAACGUUAUUGGAUUCGUGGACCUAUUCCUCCCCAAUGGUUAUCUUCGCGAGUGAGGACUCGUUCCAUGCCUGUCGAAGAGACACAACUGAGACGUCUCGGGUCAGCCUUCUUAUCUGUGACUGGGAUCUGAGGUCUGUUUCAAGAGAUUCACUCGAGGAAUUUUUCCGCGCUCGGAAAGGACUGCCGGGCAUCGAUCCCAAGACAAUCAAAGUAGAUGAUAAGAAAACUCCACCGCUCUUCAACGCCACGGGAAACUGGAUUCAGUCAGUUUCUUCCAGCCCAAUCAAAAAGGUUCUGUUGUGACCAUGACCAUUUCUGUGCUCAGAGGAUUUUUUGUUUUCGAAACCCCCACCUCCCUUGGAGAAGGCGUAGCGAGGAUUCUUCCGGAUACUGCUACUGGAAUUUUCCGUGCCUUGACAUUGUCGCUAGCUCUGCACCAACUCAAAGAUCAUGGUCCUCUCGUGGGGCCCAACCGUCCAAUUGGCUUCAAACGCGGCCCUACGCGCCCAUCUCUCAACUGGCUUGAGGAGCGCCAAUCCUUAUCCUCCUUUACCCCCGAUUCCCCUUACCCAAAUCCAACGGUUAUCAUCAUUGGUGCUGGUCACUCAGGCCUCAUGCUUGCAGCGAGACUGCGCCGCCUGGGUAUCGUGACCCUGAUUGUUGAUAAACAGGAACGACUGGGAGAUUCAUGGAGGAAAAGAUAUCACUCGCUUGUCCUCCAUGAUGCUCUCUGGGGUAACGUAUUUCCGUUCCUACCUUACCCCGAUGAUUGGCCGGUGUUUCUGUCGAAAGAUAAGGUUGCUAAUUGGAUGGAGUCUUUUGCGAGCAUCAUGGAGCUGAAUGUGUGGUUGAAAUCCACGAUUGAGCCUAAUUCAACGUUUUACAACGAAGAAUGUGGAACAUGGACUCUCACUGUACGAACAGGGGAUGGGUCGAUUCGAAAAAUGAAGUGCAAGCAUCUUGUUCAAGCAACUGGUCAUGCAGGGGAACCGAAUGUUCCUAGCUUCGAAGAGGAAGGACUUUUCACAGGCAGUAUCCGUCACUCAAGUGCUCACGAUGGCGGAGCAAUGUGGAAAGGCAAGAAGGCCGUAAUUAUUGGCUGUGGCAACUCCGCACACGAUAUUGCUCAUGACUUCUAUAGCAAAGGGGCUACCCAUGUGACUAUGAUACAGCGUUCGGCAACGGCUGUGGUCAGUAGAGACGUAGGUAUCCCGAAACUCCAGUACGCCGCGGGUUAUCGAGAGGGUGGCCCACCCACAGAGGAAGUAGAUUUAAGCGUGAUUUCGUUCCCUUACAAGGCGUUUGAACCAUAUGCAGUGAUGACGCAUGCGGCAAUCAACGAGGAGGACAAAGAACUGCUCGCUGGCCUUGAACGAGUUGGCUUCAAACUAAGAGGAAAGGGGAGCCCCGGACUACUGUAUCAGUACUUCCGGUUCUCGGGGGGUCACUACGUUGAUGUCGGCUGCUCGUCCUUGAUCAUCAGGGGAGACGUGAAAGUAAAGCAAGGACAAGUCCAAAGCUUCGAGGAAAACGGGCUUAGAUUGACGGAUGGGAGUUUUCUUGAGGCCGACGUCGUCGUGCUAGCGACGGGCUAUAAAUCAAUGCUCGAGACUUGUCGUAAGAUCUUUGGUCGUCACAUAGCUGACCAGACAGCUGCAGCUUGGGAAAUGAAGCCUGAUAGUGACAUAUAUGGUGUUUGGACGCAUUCUGGUUUCCCAGGGUUUUGGUACAUCGGCGGUGGAAUCCUCUUAUCUAGAAUAUACUCAAGAUAUGUGGCACUGUGGAUCCAAGCGAUAGAGCAUGGUGUCGCGCCGAAGCGACGGUCAGUUGGUUCAUCAAUCUAUUCCUCGAACUCUUACUGA
This is a messenger RNA of Cantharellus anzutake, 1865 nucleotides long. RefSeq lists its product as uncharacterized. The transcript is spliced from 10 exons. Gene Ontology annotation, molecular function: flavin adenine dinucleotide binding; N,N-dimethylaniline monooxygenase activity; NADP binding. Lineage: Eukaryota; Fungi; Basidiomycota; Agaricomycetes; Cantharellales; Hydnaceae. The record is from RefSeq and is a predicted model, not a curated record. Bases 309 to 1865 code for a protein of 518 amino acids.